AUGGCCGGCGGACGGGCUCAGAACAACCCAGCGCACAUUAAGCGCGUGUUCAUGACAGGUUUCGAGACGAGGCGGAGACCGCAGGGUCUGUUAACCCCAAGCUUAUGCCCAGGAUCAUUACUCAUGGUGGGGGCGGAAGUCGAGGAUGUGGGCCGCAACACGGUCUCGUCCCUCCUCAUCGAGUCGACAUCGCAGAGCAUGCCGAAGCAAUACUACCCCCAACAGCUCGGAUCAACCCGAUAUUUCCGGCCGAGGUUCGCUCCCACGAGUCCCAAGUGGUUGACAAAGAAGGCCAAGAGCACCGACAAUGUCGAUGUUAUCGAGGAACCUCCUCCGCUGGUGAUAAUGAAGACUCCAAGCCGCCUGAAGCAGUUCGAUGAAUCCGAAUUUCCAAAGAACGACGGCGGUGGACUCCAGCGGGGGUUCGGCACAUCGAGAAUCACGAACGAUUAUACGGCGACUCGCGGAUGGUGGAUAUUCGGGGAUUCGGGGAGGUUACUAGAGUUCUCGCAGUUCGACGGUGGCAGAGAAACGCUCCUGGUCCUAUUCACAAAACGGUUGACGCGCGAUUAUGGAGAGGACGCCAGGGCGAGGGGGGCGGACUCGUCUCGACUGCCGAAGAAGACUGCCGGAAGCAAGGACGCCAAGUGCAAGCUCGCUGGCCGCUUCCUCCGGCGACUCCGUGCGACCGACGACACGGUGGAUGAAGUCAACACCCGCGAGAAACCUACCGACACCCUUGCAUCGUCCCGAACAGCCUGCACAGCAAGCGCAUGCCCGUACAGAGAGUACGACGGCCACUUCCGUCGGGAAGCCGGCCAAAAACUUCAAUCAAAGGCUGAGAAGUUGCCAGCAAGCGUUCCGUGUCCAGACAUCCAUCCAUUGCUCGACCGCCCUGUCCCCACUGCUGCAGCUUCCGACGGACCACAAGAUCUGAUGGCAAUCGUUGUUGCUUCCCGCUCGGCGGCGGGGUGCACCCAGGACUCCCUCGUGGAGAUCAUGAUGCGCAAGCAGAGAGCAAAUUCUGACCGUGAUAAGAGCACGCCCUGCCGUGUCGUCAUUACAUCGCCGCCGCUGAGAUCAAAUCUAAAACCACCAGAGCUCGAGGUCCAGCCGGAAGUGAAGUGCGAUUGA
Molecule: messenger RNA, 1134 nt
Organism: Chaetomium fimeti
Lineage: Eukaryota; Fungi; Ascomycota; Sordariomycetes; Sordariales; Chaetomiaceae
Exons: 7
Coding region: 1-1134 (377 amino acids)
Source: RefSeq, a predicted model, not a curated record